AUGACCACCUGCACGCCACCCUCCCGCUUUUCCUCGUCCCCCUACAUCCCCCCGGACCGAAUCUUCGAACUAACCGCCCAGUACCUGGACGACCCCAGCCCUCAGAAAGUCAACCUCGGCCAAGGCACAUACCGCGACAGCCACGGCCAACCGUGGGUGCUCCCCGCUGUGACUGCUGCACGCGUCCGCCUGACGGCCACCGGCCUGAACCAUGAAUACCUCCCGAUCCUGGGUCAUCCGGUCUUCCGCACGCUGGCCCCACAGCUCGCCCUCGGACCAGCCCUGCACGCCAGUCUCGCUUCCCAGAUAGCCGUCUGUCAGUCGCUCUCGGGAACGGGGGCAUUGCAUCUGGCCGGGCUGCUUCUUCGACACCUCCACGACAUCCAGCCCCGGCAGGGGCUAGCCAUCCCUGCUCUGCCGAAAGUCUACAUCCCAAGCCCCACCUGGUCGAACCACCACCAAAUCUUUACCUCCCUAGGGUUUGAAGUCGUCUCGCUGCCCUACUACGCCGCAACCACCCGCUCCCUGGCGCUGGAACCCUAUCUCGCCGCCUUGGCCGCGGCGGAGCGCAACAGCGUGGUGAUCCUGCAUGCGUGCGCGCACAAUCCCUCGGGGUGUGAUCCGACGCCCGCGGAAUGGCGGCAGGUCGCGCAGAUCGCCAAAGAACGGAGCCUCUUCCCCCUUUUCGAUGCUGCAUACCUGGGGUUCAACUCGGGAAAUCUUGACGAGGACGCCGCGGCGAUUCGGUUGUUUGCGGGCGAGGAGUUCGGGCUCGAGGUCGGGGUGUGUAUGUCCUUUGCGAAGAAUAUGGGGCUCUAUGGCGAGCGGACGGGGUGCUUUUUCCUCACCGCACAUACCAAAACAGCAGCCAGGAAUACGGAGUCGGUUUUGGAAGUGUUGCAGCGACGGGAAGUAUCGAAUCCACCCGCUUAUGGGGCGAAGAUUGCGGCCAUGAUUCUGGGGGAUGAGGAACUGGGGGAGAUGUGGAAGGAGGACUUGCAGACCAUGAGUGGGCGGAUUCGGGAGAUGAGGGGCCAGCUGGUCGAGGGGCUGGUCAAAUAUGGGGCCCCCGGCGACUGGGCGCAUUUGGUGCGCCAGACCGGGAUGUUUGGAUUUCUCGGACUAGAGGAGGGCGUCGUAAAGGAGUUGCGGGAGGAGGAUCAUAUUUACAUGGCGGAUAAUUCGCGCGUGUCGAUUGCUGGGUUAAAUCCAGGGAAUGUCGAGUAUGUAGCCAGAGCAAUCGCAGAGCGCCUGCGGAAGCGAAAUGCUUGA
Molecule: messenger RNA, 1272 nt
Organism: Aspergillus aculeatus ATCC 16872
Lineage: Eukaryota; Fungi; Ascomycota; Eurotiomycetes; Eurotiales; Aspergillaceae
Exons: 4
Coding region: 1-1272 (423 amino acids)
Biological process (GO): L-aspartate biosynthetic process
Cellular component (GO): cytosol
Molecular function (GO): pyridoxal phosphate binding; L-aspartate:2-oxoglutarate transaminase activity
Source: RefSeq, a predicted model, not a curated record